Messenger RNA from Laetiporus sulphureus 93-53, 1443 nucleotides. RefSeq lists its product as uncharacterized. Gene Ontology annotation, biological process: lactate catabolic process. The transcript has 13 exons. Lineage: Eukaryota; Fungi; Basidiomycota; Agaricomycetes; Polyporales; Laetiporaceae. Gene Ontology annotation, cellular component: mitochondrion. Gene Ontology annotation, molecular function: D-lactate dehydrogenase (cytochrome) activity; FAD binding; D-lactate dehydrogenase (NAD+) activity. The coding region runs from base 1 to 1443 and encodes 480 amino acids. The record is from RefSeq and is a predicted model, not a curated record.
AUGGAGCUGAACAACGAGUAUGGCACACCAGAGGAUUUCCGCAAAGCUGUAGUGGAGUUACGAAAUGCCCUUCCUGCUCAGAAUACAGUAUCCACCGACUCCGCUGUGUUGAAAACUCACGGAGACUCCAGGUUCGAUUACCACCCUGAAUCUCCACCUACUGUUGUGGCAUUCCCCAACUCGACAGAGGAUGUGGUUGCCAUUGUUAAGAUCGCAUUGAAGUAUAAGAUGCCAAUUAUCCCAUACUCUGGCGCUACCAGCUUGGAGGGAAAUUUUAGAGCUCCACCUAUCGGGGGUAUCUGCGUUGACCUAUCUCGCAUGAACAAAAUCCUAGAGAUACACGAGGCGGAUUCGGACGUGGUCUGCCAGCCGGGGGUGCAGUGGACGCAUCUCAAUGAUGCUCUGAAGGAGAAAGGCAUACGAUUGUUCUUCCCGCUUGACCCAGGAUAUGGCGCGACCAUUGGCGGUAUGAUCAGUACGGGUUGCUCUGGGACAAACGCGGUCUGCUACGGAACUGCCAAGGGAGAGUGGAUUCUGAACAUUACUGUCGUUCUCCCCAACGGUCAAGUCAUGAAGACCCGGCAGCGGUCACGCAAAUCUUCUGCCGGGUUCGAUAGUACCAAACUAUUCAUAGGAGCUGAAGGAACGCUGGGAAUCAUCACUGAAGCUACACUCCGUCUUGCUCCAGUUCUUGACACCAAUGUUGCCGUUGUUUCGUUCCCCGACGCUCGGAGCGCCAGUAAUGCGGUAAUUGAGGUAAUGAACAGAGGCGUUGGAGCUCAAUGCAUCGAGCUCGUCGAUGACGUCUUCAUGCAUGCUGUAAAUGCAAGUGGGCUAUAUGAGCAGAAAUGGCCAGAAACCGAUUCCCUAUUCAUCAAAUUUCAAGGAUCCACUGCUCGUGCAAUCCAAGAAGGCAGCGAUAUUGCUCGGGAAGUCAUGACGAAACACGGAGCAAUUGCGUUCGAGCUGGCGAAGAAUGAGCAAGAAGCGACAGAUCUGUGGAACAUUCGUAAGAACGCCCUUCAUGCAGGCCUUAAGCUGGUUCCCGGCGCUCGUGGGUGGAGCACGGACGUCUGUGUCCCGGUAUCUCGCCUGCCGGAGAUAAUUACAGAGACGAAGAAGGAUAUCGCAAAGACGACCAUCACGUCGGUCGUGAUAGGCCACGCAGGAGAUGGAAACUUCCACACCCUCUUGCUGUUUCGCGAUGAUGCAGAACUCGAAGUUGCUCGCCAAUUGGCAGACAGAAUGGCAGAACGCGCGAUAGCGCUUGAAGGGACAUGCACCGGAGAACAUGGGGUGGGCAUCGGCAAGCGAAAGUAUUUGAAGCAGGAAUUGGGAGAGGGCACAAUCGACUUCAUGAAGACCAUCAAACGGGCAAUCGACCCCUUGAACCUGUUCAAUCCCGGCAAGGCGAGUAUUCAAGUCAUAAUGCUUUUCGACUGA